Prunus armeniaca (apricot) is the source of this 261-nucleotide messenger RNA. The record is from the annotation of a GenBank genome assembly. NCBI's taxonomy places the organism in Eukaryota, Viridiplantae, Streptophyta, Magnoliopsida, Rosales, Rosaceae.
AUGUAUACCAUAUGGGCAACACGCCCCUUGGCCAUUGAUUGCCUGAUCUCUUUCCUCUAUGAGCCUCAUCACAGCUCACCGAGCCAUCUCAAACCUCUGCGAGCCUCGUCACCACUCGCCGAGCCUUCUCCUAGCUGGCUUUUGUCUUUCUCUGUCUUGCCGAGCUACACUGCUGCUGUUCCCUUUGCACAGCCGCUUUGCUGCCUAUCUGCCAUGGUUGAUUCUUCUACAUCUGAGAGUCAGUCCGCUUCUGUUUCUUAA